GCGCGGAGGGGCGGCCCCGGCCUACCGGCCCCGCCCCCGAGGAGAACGCAGGCGGCGGCGUGAUGGCGGCUAGCGGCGGCGUCACGUCGGUGGUGCUGCUCUGGCUGGUCGUGUCGCUGCUAUCCGAUGACGCCUGGGGCUCGGAGGCGGUUGGGGCGGCGGAGUCGUCGGGCGGCGCGGGCCCUGGGGAGCGGUUUAAGAUCGAGGGCCGGGCCGUGGUGCCGGGGGUGAAGCCGCAGGACUGGAUCGCGGGGGCCCGGGUGCUGGUGGACGGGGAGGAGCACGUCGGCUUCCUCAAGCGUUCACAACGGCCAGUCCUGUGGUGGGAGUCUGUAGUGCUGACAGAUGGAAGUUUUGUGGUUCAUGAUAUACCUUCUGGAUCUUACGUAGUGGAAGUUAUAUCCCCUGCUCAUAAAUUUGAACCGGUUCGAGUUGACAUAACUUCGAAAGGCAAAAUGAGAGCAAGGUAUGUAAAUUACAUCAAAACUUCUGAAGUUGUCAGACUGCCAUACCCACUUCAGAUGAAAUCUUCUGGACCUCCUUCAUACUUUAUAAAGAGGGAAUCUUGGGGGUGGACAGAUUUCCUCAUGAACCCUAUGGUGAUGAUGAUGGUUCUUCCAUUACUGAUAUUUGUGCUAUUACCUAAAGUUGUCAACACCAGUGAUCCUGACAUGAGACGGGAAAUGGAGCAGUCAAUGAACAUGCUGAAUUCCAACCACGAGCUGCCGGACGUCUCUGAAUUCAUGACAAGACUUUUCUCUUCAAAAUCUUCCAGCAAGUCUGGUAGUAGCAGCAGUAAAGCAGGGAAAAGUGGUGCUGGAAAAAGGAGGUAGUUUUGUCUUCCUCCUAGGCCUGAGUUUGCACAAGUGUUUGUUAUGUGGCAUCAUGUUUAUUUGUCUUUAAAGAUCAAAAAGCCACUACUGUAAACUUUAAUCAGGCAUGAAAAUGGAAUGCUACAACUCUUGUGUGUAGCUUUUUUAGUCUAUUUAAGCAGUUUUGUACUUGACAGUAAGCAAAAGAAGAUAUGGCUUCAAUACUGUAUCUGUGUAAAGUCACUGAUAUACUGAAUUAACUAUAUUGCUCUGUAGAGAAUGAUAUAAACUAUAUGAUGUGCUAAACAGUAAUGAAUGUCUUAAUGGUGAGACAAUAUAUAAAGAAAUUCUUUCAAAGAUA
This is a messenger RNA of Dromaius novaehollandiae (emu), 1173 nucleotides long. It is a transcript of the gene EMC7, whose product is annotated as ER membrane protein complex subunit 7. The transcript is spliced from 6 exons. Gene Ontology annotation, cellular component: EMC complex. NCBI's taxonomy places the organism in Eukaryota, Metazoa, Chordata, Aves, Casuariiformes, Dromaiidae. The record is from RefSeq and is a predicted model, not a curated record. The coding region runs from base 63 to 833 and encodes 256 amino acids. Gene Ontology annotation, molecular function: carbohydrate binding.